GAUGACCAUGCAGACCAUGCGAAUAGUAGAACUUCGCCGACAGCAGCGGUGGGAUCACAAUCCCCUAUACUAGGCGGGCGCCGCCGAUCGCUUGUUCAACUUGAGCCUACUUUUACCAUGGACCAAGUGAUGAGCCUGGUAACAACAGUCUCCAAGCAAGCCGCAGCAAGUGCUGUUAAUGCGGCAGUGUCCGCCACCGCCGCUAAUCCACAACAGCCGGCGCUACCCCGUGAACGAGGAAAUUUUUACCUACCUCCGUUCGACCCGGAUGUACGAUCUCAUGAUAUUCGAGAUUGGUGCGCUAAUGUCGAUGAAACCAUUUCCGUUUUCGCUAUAUCACCUAAAGAAGCACGGAUGAAAGCCAUACUUCAGUUAAAAGGAAGAGCAAAAGUGUGGGCCGACACGUGGUCUCUACAUUCAACUACUUGGGACCAGGUGAAGGAAGAUCUAAUCAAGACCUUCUCGAAGGAGUUCCGGUAUGCUGAUGAUGUACAGAAAUGGCGCAACUACACGUCGGACCAAGCAUCGAGCUACGCCGAAUACGCCAUUACAGCUUGAACAUUAUUCAAGCGCGUGCGGCCGGAAGCUAAUGAUGCCGAUGCUGUGGAUGCGGUUAUCACAGGUAUUUAUCCUGAACAUAUUAGAUCUGAAUUGUUACGAAAUACGCCUGACUCUUUGCCUAAACUAGUACCUGUUUUGAAGACAUACCGUAAACGUAAAUUCGAUACAUUAGAAAAAACAAACAAUAAUAACAAUUCUCAGAAAGCUCGCGCCACUGAAGAUGAAGUAGGUAUUAAACCAGACUAUUUGUCUAUUUGCUCUAGGUGUAAUAAACCUGGUCAUCGCUUUCGCGAUUGCAAGGCGCUUAAUUAUUCCGGAUCUGAUAAUUCCACUACUGUCGGAAGCGAGUCUAAAGCCCCUAAUGAUACUAAAUCAGUGGAAUGCAAAUAUUGUAAUAAAAAGGGUCAUGUUGAAAAUAAUUGUUUUCGUAAAAUGUUAAAUGAGCGGUCGAAUUCAGUCAAGUCAGUAAUCCUUUGCAGUAGGUAAUUUUUACCGCCAGGCCCGUAGUAUUACUACAGUUAAAAUAGGUAACGUUACUUAUCCUUGCUUGUUUGAUACUAGUGCUGAUUGUUCACUGAUGCGAAAUCACUUCUUUGGUUCGAUUCCCGGGAAGAGAAAGGCUGUUAACGCCACUUUUUCGGUGCAGGUGAACACUCAUUUGAUUCAAGACAGACCGUUACUAAUACGGUGGAAAUAGCUGGUACUUGUGUUGAGUUAGGAGUUUUAUGUUGUUAAAGAUACUGAGAUA
Messenger RNA from Cydia strobilella, 1309 nucleotides. RefSeq lists its product as uncharacterized. The coding region runs from base 118 to 558 and encodes 146 amino acids. The record is from RefSeq and is a predicted model, not a curated record. The transcript has a single exon. Lineage: Eukaryota; Metazoa; Arthropoda; Insecta; Lepidoptera; Tortricidae.